UUGUUUGAGCUGAGAGUACGUACGUGGCGCAAUGGCUGAAGGAGAACGUCUUCCCAUGAUGGAUCUGAUGCGAUCAGAGCCAAUGCAAUUAGCUCGUGUCAUCAUUCCCGUUGAAUCUGCUCAUCGUGUCAUUUCCUAUCUUGGUGACCUCGGCCUUUUCCAGUUUAAAGAUCUCAACAUGGAAAAGAGUCCAUUCCAGAGGACGUAUGCUACUCAGAUUAAAAGGUGUGGAGAGAUGGCACGCAAGCUACGGUUCUUCAAGGAUCAAAUGUAUAAGGCCGGGCUUUCCCCAUCAAAGUCAGCAUAUAGCUCAGUCAUUAGUCUAGAUGAAUUAGAGGUUAAACUUGGAGAGCUUGAAGGCGAGCUGGUAGAGAUGAACGGAAACUCUGAAAAGCUACAACAUGCUUAUAAUGAACUUUUAGAAUACAGACUUGUUCUGCAGAAGGCGGGUGAGGUUUUUAGUUCUGCUCAAAAGAGGGCUACAGUUCAGCAUAGAGAACAAGAACAUCGGUGUAUUGAAAGAUCAAUCGACAGUCCUCUGCUAUUAGAACAAGAAAUGACAACCGAUUUGUCAAAGCAAGUUAAGCUGAGGUAUGUCAGUGGUCUGGUUCCCAGAGAUAAAUCAAUAGCUUUUGAAAGGAUCCUGUUCCGUGCAACAAGGGGUAACGUGUUCUUAAAGCAAGAAUCCAUUGAAGAACCUGUCAUUGAUCCAGUGUCGGGGCAUAAGGUGGAGAAAAAUGUUUUUAUUGUGUUUCAUUCUGGAGAAAGGGCAAAAAGCAAGGUCUUGAAAAUAUGUGAUGCAUUUGGAGCAAACCGUUACCCAUUCACUGAUGACCUAGGAAAACAACAUCAGAUCAUUACAGAGGUGACUGGAAAGCUUUCAGAGCUAAAAACGACUAUUGACGUUGGAGAACAUCACUGGAGAAGUGUGGUAGAGGCUAUUAGUCAUCAAUUUGAACAUUGGAACAAUCUGGUCAAGAAAGAGAAAUCCAUUUACCACACGUUGAAUAUGCUAAGUUUUGAUGUGACAAAAAAGUGCCUUGUGGCAGAAGGUUGGUGUCCUACGAUUUCUACAAGUCAGAUUCAAAACACAUUGAUGCAAGCGACCAUCGACAGUAACUCACAGGUUGGGGCCAUAUUUGAGAUUCUGCAUUCUAAGGAAUCACCGCCUACUUUUUUCCGCACAAAUAAGUUUACAUCUGCAUUUCAAGAGAUUGUAAAUGCUUAUGGGGUGGCCAAGUAUCAAGAGGCGAAUCCUGGUGUGUACACAGUUGUUACUUUUCCGUUCCUGUUUGCUGUCAUGUUCGGAGAUUGGGGACAUGGUAUAUGCUUGUUUCUUGCGACACUAAUUCUUAUUCUGAGGGAAAAAACAUACUCCACUCAGAAACUAGGAGAUAUCAUGGAGAUGGCGUUUGGUGGCCGUUAUGUUAUCAUAAUGAUGUCAAUAUUUUCAAUAUACACGGGACUGAUAUAUAAUGAGUUCUUUUCUGUUCCAUAUGAAUUUUUUGGUCCUUCUGCCUAUGUCUGCCGUGAUUCGUCCUGCAGGGAUGCCACUACUGUUGGAUUGAUUAAGGAGCGAAACACUUAUCCAUUUGGUGUUGAUCCCAUAUGGCAUGGGACCCGCAGUGAAUUGCCAUUUCUUAACUCACUGAAGAUGAAAAUGUCAAUCUUACUAGGAGUUGCUCAGAUGAAUCUUGGAAUCAUUUUGAGCUAUUAUAAUGCCAAGUUUUUCCACAAUGACAUAGACAUCUGGUACCAAUUCAUCCCGCAGAUGAUAUUCUUGAAUAGUUUGUUUGGCUACCUUUCAUUACUCAUUAUCGUGAAAUGGUGCACUGGUUCACAAGCUGAUCUUUACCACAUAAUGAUAUAUAUGUUCCUCAGUCCCAUGGACGAUUUGGAGGACAAUCAGCUAUUUAUCGGCCAGAAGUAUCUCCAGUUACUGCUGUUAUUGAUGGCACUUGUUGCCGUACCAUGGAUGCUGAUUCCAAAGCCAUUUCUUUUGCAGAAGCAACAUGAGGAAAGACACCAAGGUGAAACCUACGAACCACUUGGAAAUGUCGAUGACACUAUUGAACCAGAUCCAAAUGAGAGGUCACAUAGCGGACAUGAGGAAUUUGAGUUCGGUGAAGUUAUGGUGCAUCAGCUAAUACAUACUAUCGAGUUUGUUCUUGGUUCAGUAUCUAACACUGCAUCAUACCUACGUCUGUGGGCUCUAAGUCUAGCGCAUUCAGAGCUUUCUAGUGUAUUUUAUGAGAAGGUUCUGCUUCUGGCCUGGGGAUACAACAGUACGGUGAUACUUGUAAUUGGCAUUAUCGUAUUCAUUUUUGCGACAGUUGGUGUGCUCUUGGUAAUGGAAACUUUGAGUGCAUUCCUGCAUGCCCUCAGACUUCACUGGGUAGAAUUCCAGAACAAGUUCUAUGAGGGAAAUGGCUACAAAUUCUCCCCUUUUUCAUUUGCUUUAAUUCCCAACGAUGAAGAGUGAUAAAACAAUUUUUGAAGCUUCAGUUGCUUGAUUUUAUUGACGCGUCCAAUUGCUGCUACAACAUGCAAUGAGAUGAGACCAGAGGUUGGCCCGUUGCUCGAAAAUCUUAUUUCUGUUUUUAAAUUGUUCUUUCGUCUAUGU
Erigeron canadensis is the source of this 2623-nucleotide messenger RNA. RefSeq names its product V-type proton ATPase subunit a3-like. The transcript has 18 exons. Gene Ontology annotation, biological process: vacuolar acidification; proton transmembrane transport. Gene Ontology annotation, cellular component: vacuolar proton-transporting V-type ATPase complex; vacuolar proton-transporting V-type ATPase, V0 domain. Lineage: Eukaryota; Viridiplantae; Streptophyta; Magnoliopsida; Asterales; Asteraceae. The coding region runs from base 32 to 2482 and encodes 816 amino acids. Gene Ontology annotation, molecular function: proton-transporting ATPase activity, rotational mechanism; ATPase binding. The record is from RefSeq and is a predicted model, not a curated record.